Molecule: messenger RNA, 1872 nt
Organism: Lottia gigantea (owl limpet)
Lineage: Eukaryota; Metazoa; Mollusca; Gastropoda; Lottiidae
Exons: 15
Coding region: 91-1689 (532 amino acids)
Biological process (GO): protein folding
Cellular component (GO): cytosol; chaperonin-containing T-complex
Molecular function (GO): ATP hydrolysis activity; ATP-dependent protein folding chaperone; ATP binding
Source: RefSeq, a predicted model, not a curated record
ACCACGUGGAAGCUUCUAGUAAACAUUCUUGUGUAUUGAGCUGUUCUAACUUGAAAUUUGCAGAUUUCCAGUUCAGUAGACAUCAAAAAGAUGAACAUGCAUCCAGUACAGAUCUUCAGCCAGGGUGCUGGCGAAGAAAAAGCGGAGAUUGCUCGAAUGUCAUCUUUUGUUGGUGCCAUUGCUAUAGGUGAUUUAGUAAAGAGUACUCUUGGACCAAAAGGAAUGGAUAAAAUUUUACAGAGUAAUGAUCCUAAUUGUACAUUACAAGUAACUAAUGAUGGAGCUACCAUAUUAAAAUCUAUUGGUGUCGAUAACCCAGCUGGUAAAGUACUAGUUGAUAUAUCUAAAGUACAAGAUGAUGAAGUUGGAGAUGGUACAACAUCAGUAGUUGUUUUAGCUUGUGAACUAUUAAAGGAAGCAGAACAAUUAGUUAGUAGUAAAAUACAUCCACAGACUAUAAUAACAGGUUGGAGAGCAGCUGUUGAUACAGCUAGAAAAGCAUUAACUGACUCAGCUAAGGAUAAUGGAACUAAUCCUGAUAAAUUCUGUGAAGAUUUGAUGAAUAUAGCUAGAACAACCCUCAGUUCUAAAAUUCUAACUCAAUAUAAAGAACAUUUUGCUAAAUUAGCAGUAGAGGCUGUAUUAAGAUUGAAGGGAAGUGGUAAUCUAGAUGCCAUUCAGAUUAUAAAGAAGCUAGGAGGAGCUCUACAAGAUUCUUAUUUAGAUGAAGGAUUUUUAUUAGACAAGACGGUUGGUGUACAUCAACCUAAACGAGUAGAAAACGCCAAGAUAUUAAUAGCCAAUACACCUAUGGAUACUGAUAAGAUCAAGGUGUUUGGUAGCAGAGUAAGAGUUGAUGCCGUAUCUAAGGUAGCAGAAUUAGAAGUAGCAGAGAAGGAAAAAAUGAAAGACAAAGUGAAUAAAAUAAUUAAACACAAUUGUAAUGUUUUUAUAAACAGACAACUAAUUUACAAUUACCCUGAACAAUUAUUUGCUGAUGCUGGUAUGAUGGCUAUAGAACAUGCAGAUUUUGAUGGUAUAGAAAGGUUAGCUUUAGUUACUGGUGGGGAAAUUACAUCAACUUUUGAUUGUCCUGAUAAAGUCAAACUAGGUACCUGUGAUGUUAUUGAACAAGUUAUGAUUGGUGAAGAUCAGCUUCUUAAAUUUACUGGUGUGGCUUUAGGUGAAGCUUGUACUGUUGUCCUUCGUGGAGCAACACAACAGAUUUUAGAUGAAUCAGAAAGAUCUCUACAUGAUGCUUUAUGUGUACUAUCACAGACUGUCAAAGAAACUAGAACUGUUUUUGGUGGAGGAAGUUCAGAAAUGUUAAUGGCUGAUGCUGUAUCAAAGUUAGCAGCUAAAACACCUGGUAAAGAAGCUGUUGCCAUGGAAGCAUUUGCUAGAGCAUUAAGAGCUUUACCAACAUGUAUAGCAGAUAAUGCUGGCUAUGAUAGCGCUGAAUUGGUAGCUCAAUUAAGAGCAGCUCAUACAGAUGGUAAACAUACAUAUGGUUUAGAUAUGAAUGAUGGUGAAAUAGGUGAUAUGGAAAAGCUAGGAAUAACUGAAUCUUUCCAAGUUAAACGUCAAGUCCUACUGAGUGCUGCUGAAGCUGCUGAGAUGAUAUUACGCGUUGAUAAUAUAAUCAGUUCAGCACCUAGACCUCGACAACCAGACCACAGACAUCAUUAAAUAGACUUAACAUUUCUUGUGCUUUUUACAUGAUUGACUUACAUCAUGAACUUUCUGAAAUUAGUGCUAUCAAUAUUUAUUUAUUAUCUAAAAUUAAGCUAUGAAUAUCUCAUUGUCUCUGCAUUUUGUAUUCACCAUAUCUUUUGUUUUCAUAUUUUGAUAAAAACCAUUGCAUCUACCAAA